AUGAGCUCCGACCCAAUCACGCUCUUACAUAACGGAACCGCACGCGCGAUGGAUUCGCUGGAGGCCCGCCUGAAGUUUAUCGAAGUGAUAAAGUCGCUGCACAAGACCCUGAAUGUCAGCCGAGACACCAGUCCGUCGUCCACACAGCCGGCAGCAACCGACCCGGUGCAUUUCUACCUGGUGCACUAUGAAGACCACUACGAAGACUUCCACAGCUGUCUCUUCGAGGUGACAGCGUCUAUGGACUCGCUGGACCGCCUCAACGUGCUGAUAUACUGGAACCGGCUUGUGAGCUCGCUGUGGCAGCGCGCAAGCAAGGACAUCAACGGGCAGCCCAACAUCGCGGGCCGGGUUGUGCACGACUACCUACUCAAAGACCUUGGGCGCAUGCUCGCCCUCGUGCUGCCGGAGCAGGACUGGAAGGCGCUCACCAAUCUCCCGGUCGCCACGGACGUGUUUCUGCGCGUGUGGCGCACCGUCGGGUCGCCCAGCCCGCAGGACACCGAACCGCUAACCUGUCGCAGAGAGAGCUUCACGCUGGAUCCCGAUCUGCGUGCUUUCAUCGACCGCCGGUCGCUGGACCCAGCCUGGCACACGCCUGCGCAGGACGCCCCAGACGCCAUGCGCGAGGCGCUGCUCCUUCUCGUCGACCGCCGCGCCAAGGCUAUCUUCCUACAGGAAUACUACCGUGCCCACGGCGCCGUCUCCGUUCCUGCAUCUACCAGCGCCUCGACCAUCCUGCACCGCAUGGAGAGCGAUCGAGAGCGCCAUAAAAAGUCCAAAGAGCAUUUGUGGUUCACAGAUCGUGAUUCCUCCAUGCUCGAACUGGCUGAAUUUGAUGCCCUUUGGCAGCAGCACCGGAAGGGAAUGACCCGCGACGAUUAUCAAGAUGUUAAGCAACUCCAGCGCAUCGCGCAAGAGAGCUAUUUAUACCAGAUAUAA
Messenger RNA from Eremothecium gossypii ATCC 10895, 942 nucleotides. It is a transcript of the gene CTK3, whose product is annotated as Ctk3p. Gene Ontology annotation, biological process: positive regulation of DNA-templated transcription, elongation; positive regulation of transcription by RNA polymerase I. Gene Ontology annotation, cellular component: CTDK-1 complex. The transcript has a single exon. Lineage: Eukaryota; Fungi; Ascomycota; Saccharomycetes; Saccharomycetales; Saccharomycetaceae. The record is from RefSeq and is marked provisional. Bases 1 to 942 code for a protein of 313 amino acids.